Gongylonema pulchrum is the source of this 150-nucleotide messenger RNA. NCBI's taxonomy places the organism in Eukaryota, Metazoa, Nematoda, Chromadorea, Rhabditida, Gongylonematidae. The record is from the annotation of a GenBank genome assembly.
AUGUCUGAGGAGCGGGUCUGUGUGAAAUGUCCAAAUCCAGCUACACUGUGCAGCACGGAUGCGCGGAAGGCAGCCUACUGCAAGUCGUGCUUCAUGCAGAUGGUAAAGCACAAAUUCAGUUCAGCCAUUGGCAAACGACGACUCUAUAAG